Molecule: messenger RNA, 530 nt
Organism: Sinocyclocheilus rhinocerous
Lineage: Eukaryota; Metazoa; Chordata; Actinopteri; Cypriniformes; Cyprinidae
Product: probable ATP-dependent RNA helicase DDX6
Exons: 4
Coding region: 171-530 (119 amino acids)
Molecular function (GO): RNA helicase activity
Source: RefSeq, a predicted model, not a curated record
UUAUAGAGCCUAAGCUGUAUGCAGAAUUUGUAAAUAUCUCAUAAGAUUCAUUAGUGACACUUUUUAUUGAGACCUUGUGGACACUGUGAAUGGUUUACUAGAUCUUAUUAGACCAUAGGCAGGCGUUAAAAAAGUGAAAAAGAAGUGGCAAAACUUUAGAAACUUAAAAAAUGGCAACAAAGAUGGAGAACACUGGCCCGGCUGUCAUGGGAUUGAAUACACAUAACAGGCAGCUUUUAGGACAGCCUAAAGCCCCCUCUCAAUUAGGACCCCAAACUGUGAGUGCUCAGCCUGGAAAGGAGCCCAUGGUGACCCAGAAACCAGCCAAUGCAUCUCAGGAAAGACCUGGUAUCAGGUUUGGUGAUGACUGGAAGAAAAGCCUACAGCUCCCCGCUAAGGACAGUAGAGUCAAAACUUCUGAUGUGACUGCAACCAAAGGGAAUGAGUUUGAGGACUACUGUCUAAAAAGAGAGCUGCUGAUGGGCAUUUUUGAGAUGGGCUGGGAAAAGCCCUCCCCCAUUCAGGAAUAG